AUUCAGAUUAAGCUUUUGAAACAUAAAUCUCAUCUAAAAAUCGUGUUAAAAUUGAAAAGUAGUGUUUUGCAAUACAUUCUGAUAAAAUUGAAAGUAACAGAACAAUCUCGUUAGGAGUGAUAGUGAUUUCAUCCAACUGCUUCUCCAGGAAGGUGUUGUUUUGAGAAGUAGUCAAGUUGCGAAGAGGAAAGUUUUUUGAAAUCAGAACUUUCUCCACUAUCUACUGAACAAAGGGAUUCUUUAUAGUCUGCUGUUUGUAUAAGACUUUCCAAAAUGUCGCUGUACCCAUCCCUCGAAGACAUGCAGGUGGACAAGAUUCUGCAGUCGCAGAACGCGGCCAUCUCGAACGCCGUCGCGCAACAGCAACAGCAAUACGGACUACCCGAACCACCACCGGCCUACACAAUGAAUCCGUACCCUCAGCUGAACAGCCUGCUCCCUGUCGGUGCCGUUGGAAACAAUGAACCCGAACUCUCAAAAAAGUCGGAAUUUUUCUAUCCGGACUUGGCGAACUAUCUGGGUUUGGAGCUGAGUGAGGGGGCCAUCGCUGCCAAUAUGCCCGAGUAUCUGAGCAGCAACCGCGACGCUCGAAUGACAGCCUAUCAACCGCAGGCGUCUGCUGUGGUGACUGUUAACAAUGCCAACAUGGUGGCACCGGUUUCCGGUGGAUCAGUGGGACUGCAGCGCGGGCAGGUCACCAACGGAAUUCGUGAGUUGAUUCUUUGCAAGGGCGCAGAUAAAAAGGUUGGAUUACGAGCACAGGCCAUCAAUAAAGGCGUUUUCGUGUGUGUGGUGGUUAAAAACAGUCCAGCAGCUUUGGCAGGCCUUCGGUUCGGAGAUCAAAUCUUGCAGGUGAACGGAACCUUGGUGGCUGGCUACUCGGUUGACGAUGUCCAUAAGCUGCUGAAAAAGAGCGACAAGAACAAUAUCUCCCUGGUGGUUCGCGAUCGCCCAUUCGAAAGGGCUGUUACCUUGCAUAAGGAUUCGGCGGGAGCCGUUGGAUUCCAGUUCAACAAUGGCAAAAUUACGGCUAUCGUGAAGGAUUCGUCUGCUGCCCGCAACGGACUUCUCAUUGAGCAUCAGCUGCUGGAAAUAAAUGGACAGAAUGUGAUCGGCAUGAAGGAUAAGGAAAUUUCCCAGCUGAUAACAGCUGGCGGUCAAAUUAUCACCGUGACUGUUAUUCCGACGAUUAUCUAUGAUGUAAUGAUGAAGAAGCUUUCUACUUCUUUCAUAAGGGGCAAAAUGGACCACUCGGUACCCGAUUUCUAAACGAAUUGCUUUCCAACGAUGCCAAACGAUGUUUGUUUUCAACCGUUAUAUUAUAAUACAACAUUAAAUAUAUACCAUUAAUGUUUUUACAGAAUGAACUGAAUAUUCAGGAUACAGUCAAUUUGUGGGUGGGAUCACGAUAUUCACGCACAAUUUUGAUUGACAGAAUUACACGAUUGAUACAAAGCGUGGCAAAUAUUAGCGGGUUGAAACAUUCUUUACAAAAGCGUACAUGUAAUCAAUAGUGUCAUUUGCAAUAAAAGCAUUUUAUAUCUUAAAUUAAGCAGUAGGAAUCCAGUUCUCCGCUAGUGAUAAUGGCGCUGCAAGUACGGGAUUCAGAAUUUCGACGAUUGUUUGGGAGGGAAAGGAACUGGCUUCAUUUCGUCCCAAUAUGUAAUUCAAACCGCAUUUUGUAUCCACUAACGAUAUUGUCGCUCGCGGAGAGUGGACCAGAUUAUUAAAAUAAAACAUUUACUCCUUAA
Aedes albopictus (Asian tiger mosquito) is the source of this 1751-nucleotide messenger RNA. Its product is annotated as syntenin-1. Bases 274 to 1269 code for a protein of 331 amino acids. The transcript is spliced from 3 exons. The record is from RefSeq and is a predicted model, not a curated record. Lineage: Eukaryota; Metazoa; Arthropoda; Insecta; Diptera; Culicidae. Gene Ontology annotation, cellular component: cytoplasm; plasma membrane. Gene Ontology annotation, molecular function: protein binding.